Medicago truncatula (barrel medic) is the source of this 1132-nucleotide messenger RNA. Its product is annotated as GTP-binding nuclear protein Ran/TC4. NCBI's taxonomy places the organism in Eukaryota, Viridiplantae, Streptophyta, Magnoliopsida, Fabales, Fabaceae. The record is from RefSeq and is a predicted model, not a curated record. Gene Ontology annotation, biological process: ribosomal subunit export from nucleus; protein import into nucleus. Gene Ontology annotation, molecular function: GTP binding; GTPase activity. The transcript is spliced from 8 exons. Gene Ontology annotation, cellular component: nucleus; cytoplasm. The coding region runs from base 152 to 817 and encodes 221 amino acids.
UAGGAUUUAAUCGAAGGGUGGAGAAAGCUGCGUCAAAAUAACGCUAGAAGAAGCCUCACUGAAAUUCGAAAACCCUUGAAAUAUAUAAACCCUCGCUCACCAGUGCUCAUUUUUCUUUUCUCAGCGCGACGAAACCAAACCACUUCAUUCCAUGGCUUUGCCCAAUCAGCAAACCGUUGAUUACCCUAGCUUCAAGCUUGUCAUCGUCGGCGAUGGUGGCACAGGAAAAACAACAUUCGUGAAGAGGCAUCUUACUGGAGAGUUUGAGAAGAAAUAUGAACCUACAAUUGGUGUGGAAGUGCAUCCAUUGGAUUUCUUCACAAACUGCGGCAAGAUUCGCUUCUACUGCUGGGAUACUGCUGGACAAGAGAAGUUUGGUGGUCUCAGAGAUGGAUACUAUAUCCAUGGGCAGUGUGCGAUUAUAAUGUUUGAUGUUACUGCCCGACUGACUUACAAGAAUGUCCCUACCUGGCACCGUGACCUUUGCCGUGUUUGUGAAAACAUCCCUAUUGUUCUUUGCGGCAACAAGGUUGAUGUGAAGAACAGACAAGUAAAGGCAAAGCAGGUUACCUUCCACAGAAAAAAGAAUUUGCAGUACUAUGAGAUUUCAGCUAAGAGCAACUAUAACUUUGAGAAGCCUUUCUUGUACCUAGCCAGGAAACUUGCAGGUGAUCCUAACUUGCACUUUGUAGAAUCUCCUGCACUGGCUCCACCAGAAGUUCAAAUCGAUUUGGUUGCACAACAACAACAUGAGAAUGAGCUUCAACAAGCUGCUAACCAACCACUUCCUGAUGAUGACGACGAUGCAUUUGAGUAGAACUUGUGCGAACCCACCAUCAUCUUGAGUGUAUGCUUACUGUGUGUUUCGGAGGCUGUAUCAUUCACAUUUUUGGAUGUGGAUUUGAGGAUCUGAAUUCAACCAGAAUGGAAUAUUUUAGUUGAACUGAAUCGUAUUGCUGUUGCUGUGGGCAUUAAUUCUAGUAUCACAGCCCUUUUUUUUUACAUGUUCUGCGUCUUAAAAAAUACUGCCAUCUAUGCUUUUGGUUUCAUAUACAAUUCUUAUUUUCUUAGACUCGUAUGUUAAAGUGAUGUGAUAUUUAGUUUUAGAAGUUUUAUAUCUGGAUACAAAAAA